UGUCAAUACCUUGGAGAAACUUGAAACCGUUCGUGGGAACGUAAGGAUGCAAUCGACGCAUAAGGCAACAGAGGUUUGGAUUAAAGCUCAAAGAAUUUUGUUCCGAUAUAUGUGUACGCUAUUAAGCGAAAAAAAGGUUGUAAAUACCAUGCGUCCUCAAUCCGUAACUGUAUGGCUGCAAUUUGAACCAACAUACGGUGACGCCGAAUUCCGUGGAGAUUCUUAA
This is a messenger RNA of Racocetra persica, 226 nucleotides long. The record is from the annotation of a GenBank genome assembly. Lineage: Eukaryota; Fungi; Glomeromycota; Glomeromycetes; Diversisporales; Gigasporaceae.